Messenger RNA from Apis dorsata (giant honeybee), 1748 nucleotides. It is a transcript of the gene Naxd, whose product is annotated as ATP-dependent (S)-NAD(P)H-hydrate dehydratase. Lineage: Eukaryota; Metazoa; Arthropoda; Insecta; Hymenoptera; Apidae. The record is from RefSeq and is a predicted model, not a curated record. Gene Ontology annotation, biological process: metabolite repair. Gene Ontology annotation, molecular function: ATP-dependent NAD(P)H-hydrate dehydratase activity. The coding region runs from base 369 to 1313 and encodes 314 amino acids. The transcript is spliced from 2 exons.
GGCACUGAAGUGACAAUCGUUUUUCAAAACUUUUAAUAGUACAUUUGUUUAUAUUUUCGUAUUAUUUCACUAAAAAUUUUCGUUUUUUGUUAUACUAUUCCUUUUCCAUUUUAUAUAAGAAUAGAAAUCUAAAAAAUAUUUAAAAAAUCUAUUUAUUUAAUUUUUUACACAUAGAAACAGAAAAUAUGUGUAUUUUCGUACAUUUGACAUAGGUUAGAGGUUAUCUAUUUUUUUAUCUCAUUAUGUAGUCAUUCUUGUUCGAUUUCUUCUGAAUUAAUAUUUAAUAAACAACGGCAGUGUUAUACAAAUCUUCAAUUAUAUAUUAAAAACAUUACAGGAAUUCAAACAAGUUUCCAUUAGUUUCCAUCAUGUCUACAACAGUAUCAAAUGAUGAACGUAUGUUAAAAGGAAUAAGAAGAGUAAUUCCAAAUUUGAAUAAUACCAAAUAUAAAGGUCAAGAUGGUCGAAUUGGUAUAUUUGGUGGUAGUCUUGAAUAUACUGGUGCACCAUAUUAUGCAGCAAUGAGUGCACUCCGUACUGGAUGUGAUUUAGUGCACAUAUUUUGUGUAAAAGAUGCAAGCUUUCCACUGAAAGCAUUUAGCCCAGAACCUAUUGUUCAUCCAGUUUUAGAUCAAUAUGAUGCAAUUAAACAAAUAAGACCAUGGCUUGAUCGUUUACAUAUAAUUAUUAUUGGACCUGGUCUUGGUAGAGAUGAUAAAGUAUUUAAAAUAAUUGUUGAAUUAAUUUCAAUUUGUCGUGAUAUGAAAAAGCCAUUGGUAAUUGAUGCAGAUGGAUUAUUUUUGAUUAGCCAGAAACCUGAUAUAAUAAAAGAAUAUCCAGGUGCUAUCCUUACUCCUAAUGCAAUGGAAUUCAGUCGCCUUGUUAAAGGAGUACUUGAUAAAAAUGUUCAACCUACACCAAUGGUUAAAGCAAAUGAUGUUAAACAUUUAGCUGAUGCACUUGGGAAAAAUGUAAUAAUUUUACAUAAAGGAGCAAAGGAUGUAAUUGCAGAUGGACAUAAAGGUACAGAAGCUGUGUCAUGUGGAUUAGCUGGUUCUGGACGAAGAUGUGGAGGUCAAGGAGAUUUAUUAUGUGGAGCAUUAGCUGUAUUUUGGUGGUGGGCUAUUUGUGCAGGAAAUAACGAAACUGCUUUGUCUCCACCAAUAGCUGCAAGUUAUGCUGCAAGUAGAUUAGUGAGAGAAUGCAAUUCAUCUGCAUAUAAAUUAAAGCAAAGGGGAAUGCUAACAACUGAUAUAUUGGAGCAAAUACAACCUGUUUUUGCCAGAAUUUUUGAGACUCAUUUUAACAAGUGAGCUAUUUAGUUAAAGUGACUAUUAUACAUGAUUUUGAUGGAUUUUACAUAAAACACAAUUAUUUUUAUUACAAAAUUUUGUAUAUAAGAUUUUUUAUGUAUACGUUGUACAGAGCAAUUAAUAAUAACAGAUAAUUAUAUUGAUAUUGAUUGUAGAACAUCUUCAUUCAAUGGGAGAAAUCGAACACGAAGCAUUGAUUCCUGAAUUAUAUUAAUAUUACUUAAUUUUUUAAUGCAUAUACAAGUUUGAUAAAAAUUUGGUGAAUUUUUAAAUUAUUAAAUUGUGAAAUAAUAAAAUUAUAUUAAACCUGAAAUGUUAAAAUGAGAAGUUAAAUUCAGGAAUUUAAAAAUUACAAUAAAUUUAUUGUAAAUAAUAAAAUAUUUUUAAUGUCACUAAAUGCAUUGCAAAAUAAAUAAAAUAUUUUAUUUAAGCUUC